Molecule: messenger RNA, 4550 nt
Organism: Vitrella brassicaformis
Lineage: Eukaryota; Vitrellaceae
Source: the annotation of a GenBank genome assembly
CUGGAAGGGGCUGAUAGCGUAAGAUAUAGCGUCAGCGAUGGCAUUCCGUGUGACUGCUGUGCGUUCGUGGCAGGUUUGACUCAUAAUGGCACUGGUAGAGCGCGACCUGACGAUUCGCUUUGCGGGUGACGGAGCGGCAGGUGCGCCACUCGUCAUCAAGGAGAGCGUCGCGCGGCUGUUCAAGUACUUCGAGUCGGUGAGGAAGAAGGGUACGAGGGUGGGAGGCAGAUCGCUGAUGCAUUCUGGUGGUCUGUAUUCCUGCAGAUGUUAGACGGCCCGUUCAUAGAGGGCCAGGAGGGCGAGAUCUGCUUAGAUGGGCUGGUCAGCAGGCGCACCGCUGAAGUGGUGCUGCGCCCCGAGCCCGACAUAGUCACGGCCAUCACGAAGGACACCUUCAUCGAGGCGCUCGUCGCCCUCGAUUUCUUCCAGUUCGAGUGGGACAGCGACACACGUCGGGUCACUGGGCAGAGCCUGCUCACACGGAUCCAGCGAAAGGUAUGCGAGCAGAGCAAGGAGGUUGUGGCAAACCACACUGGGGCAAGGCACCUCUCUACUCCUGAAUGGGUGUAUGUAUCUUGCAUGCCCUGCAGGCCCUGCUGUGCGGCCGGCUCGAUGACGCAGACAUCGCCAACGGGCUACUCGACAGCUUCGGUACACACGGCACGCAACAACAUCCCCUGUUGUGAGAGGGCGUGAGAGAUCGAUGCAAUGAUACCCCCAUCAAUGCUACCCCCUGUGCUGUGCUACCCUGUUAUGAUGGGUGCGGUGCAGGCGACAACGCGUGUGUGGCCGAGCUCAUCCUCGGGAGCGAGGAUGUGCCGAGGUGUCUGGCGCCGUGGCUCAUCAACAGACCGUUGGUGAUUCAGGAGCACUGGCAGCGGAGACUCGGUCACGAAUGGCAGUGGCAGCGGUGCUCCCACGCGGCGAUCUGGCUGCUUAGCGGUAUUGCGAGGGCGAUCUCCCAUGGCCAGUUUGACGUGUCGAGGCAGCAGCUGGAUGACUUUCUCACCGCUGCCACCGGAUCGUCAACCAUCGCAGAGGCGCAUGGUCAGCCCAGAGCAAAAUCGUGUGCACAAAUGUAUGUAUGUCCUUCUUUGCAUCUGUCCUUUUCCAGCCAGUGUGUGGGAAGAGCCGACCUUAUCGUGGUCCCUGGAUAUCAUCGACCUGUACCCCUUCGACGACAGCACAGACCACCCCCUCGUCACCGACCUGCCCUCCGUCAUCCUCACGGCAGGCGGGUACGAUGAGGAGGGGCACAACCCUGGCUUCGGCCUCGCCCUCGAGCCCUCCCGCCCACCCGAAGACACAAUGGUGUCGGAGGUCAGGACCUGGUCGGUCAGCCUGACGAGCUGCCAGGAGCACGCGAGCCGAACGCGAUUCGCCGACUGCUUCGGCGCGUCGUCGGUCGUGUUCGAGGUGGACGUGCCCGACAGCGGUGACCCGGCGAGAGUGGUGGUGCUGCACGAUGCGGCCAACGCUGCUUGUGGGAUCGACUCGGACCCCGCCAGCUCUGUCACAGGCUUCGGUGUCACAUUGCUGCAGGCCAACAAGGGCAUGGCCUUCACCGUCGACAACCUGACGCCCGAGGCACUCCAAGAGAUGGGGGUGAGGGAGGUGACUCUCAAGGACGUGCGGAUGAAGGUGUGGAUCCCGCACUUCCCCAUGCGGGCGCUGUCGCUGCACUGCCUGCGCAAGUGCGUCGAGGACAACCACUGGGAGGGCGUCGCACAGAUGGCCAGGUACGCACGCACGUGGACAGAGAGAGAAUCAAUUGACGCGUCGCUUUUCCCUUUGUGUGUGCAUGGUUCAGUGCCAUCGAUUCGGAGGUUGCCAAGUUGCUGCUGGUGCACCUGUCACACACGAAGCCCCGCCCAUACGCCCUCAUGGCCUCGUGGGCGAAGGGCAUCCGCGGCGCACCGUCGGUCGACAAGUGGACAUGGGACGAGCUGCAGCACGCCCUACCCAACCCGCCACGGAUCGAGCACCACAUUGCCGACAUCCCCGCGCUGAUCCCGUCGGUGCUGCCGAUGCUGGACGACCACCAGCGGAAGGCCUUGUGGUCCGCAGUGUCAGCAGGGACAGGCCACCGGCCGCUGCACCUCGUCAAGGCCCUCAUGGAAUACAUGACAGCCAAGGAGGUAUGUAAGGGUCGAUGGGCGGCUGCACUCGCUUCUGUGUCGACAGAGUGUGUUCUUGUGUGUUCCAUCCCGUGUGCAGGCAGAGUUGCGUUCGGUGCGUUUGGAGUCGCUCAGGCAGCAGCAGACGGCCACGGAGGCCGCACACUGGUCGGGCAAGCUAGAAGACAUUGACGGGUACGCUGCAACGCCCUUACACACGCGCACACACAGGAGCUGACACGCCCACGAAUUCACGCUCGUUGGUGGUGGGUGUUGGUGGGUGUCUCAGGCUGCAUGACGAGCUGCACCAGGUCAAGGAGGCGAGAGAGGCCAUCGACAAGGGCGGUCGAUCGCCGACCCCACUGACGGCCGCCAUCACCAACGACCUGCCCAUCUCGCGUCAGCUACACAAACGGGCCAAGAGGAGAGCACUGCAUGGUCCAUCUCAUCUGCCGCGGUGCUGUUGUCCUCUUCCUUCCAGAUGGGAUGCGGCUCCUCAAGCAGCACCUGCAUCAGAUCGACGAUGAGAAGAAACAGGUCGGCCUUGACUGACAGGAAUGUUGUAGGCAUUGCAAUGCACGUGACAUGUCAAUUGGCCCCACGAGUAUCUGUGUCGUGUGGUGCAGAUGGCUGUAGAGGUCGAUAGGCUUCGGUGCGAAAUCGACUCACUCAAGCAACAGCACCAGCACCAGGUGGGUAUUGACGCACUGACACCAACACCUGCGGGCCUCACCCUGUGUGUCACCUCUGUGUGUGUGUGUGACGGCUGCAGGUAUCGGGGCCGGCCAGCGGGUUGCCCAGCCACCUACCAUCGCCGCGAGAGGACCACCUCGACACAUCCUUCACAUCGGCACCAUCACCAGCACAGCAUUGGGUGUGGCCUCCGCACGAGUAGCCAUAGCACACAUACACUUAGACAGACCGACCGCAGUGAGUGGGCAGCCAGUGGGGGGCGUGUCACUGCAUGAGUGGAGUGGAUGGAUGCAUGGAUUGGUUUGUGCGCUUUCCCCCCUUGCUGUCGACUCACUGGCAUGGCUGUAUGUUCUCUUCUCGCCUGACUCUACUAUCUACUAUGUUGGCUCCACGGCGCACCUGCAUGCGAGGCACAUGGAGCACAUGCACAAAAUGCAUCAUCCUUUUCCGACCGAUGUGCGUGUGCGUGGCUCUGCUGUGCGUCAGCCAGUGAGGCUAGAGAGGAGAUAUCGUGUGUGGCGGCGGCACAACGCCGACUCACUUCACUUUCUCCCUCUCCUUCCCCACCGGCAGCUGCAUGUUGUGCGUGAGAUUGAGCGUUCCAUUUUACAUGCAUACCAGCCGAAAGGCAAUGUGUACGACAAUCCAUGCCCACACUUUGCUGCGAGGGCUUUUCACGUUGCCUUGGUGGGUGGUGGUGUGCACAGAGGCAGGCCUGGCUCCUGGCGGCGCCGACGCAUGGACAGUGGCUCUCUCUCCACUCACUUGGAUGCCAAUAUGUACAGAAAAGGGCUAGAGUCAUCGCUAGUUGACCGCGUUGUAUGUCGGUUGCGUCGUGUGCCCCCCUCUGUGCAUGCGCCCCCUGGCUUUGACCCCCUCCCUGUGCACGAGCCGUGGCAGCCUGCUGAGCUACUCUGCCUCUCUCUCCCCAGCCCUUUUGCCCUUAGCAGACACACAUGGCGGUGGGGUAGCUACAGUCAGGCGUCGCAGGCAUGGCAAGAGCGGCAUCCAGGUCGUGCAAUCGACCUGUAUUCUGACUCGAGCUGUGCUCCGCUGCUAGUCUGUUUUGCGGCCCAGAAGGGGACACAUGUUGAGUGGAAGCGGGUGCCUGACGACUCUCUCUUCCGUCUCUUGCGCUUGGGGUAUCGGUUGCGUGUGUGGGGGAGGCGGAUGCACUUCCUGCGCCGCCUGAAAGGUGUCUUUAAGCACCGUAAUCUAGUCUGGCCUGAGCGUACCAAGCUGCGUGUGCCUGCGAGUAUCUUUGUUGCUGCCCGUUUACGUGCCCAUUUGCGUGAUUUGGUUCUUGCUCAAGGGGUGGGCAGCGAGAGGUGUCGUGCUGUUUUGUCGAGCACAUCUUUGUGCAAUUCACCUGCCCGGUCAUAUCGGCGGGUGCUAUGCAAUCACAUUGCAUACGCCAAGAGUGUCAGCGAGGAAGAGAUAGCGAUGGCCGACACGUCGUUUCCCCUGCCUAAUGGUGCGUGUGCGCGCAUAGAGGAUAACAUGGCUCUUCCUGCGAUGCAUGAGAUGCACAGAGAGCACCACGCCCUGGAGAGAGAGCUGCGUGUAUGGGUGGACACGAAUGCGAUCGAUUUGCCUGCCUCUCUCCUCUCCUCCAUAGUGACGGACUGCUCGCUACCGUCGAAGUACAUCACUAAGGAGGAGAUGGAGGUUGCAGAUCGUAUCAAUCGUGUUGCCGGCGAUGUGAGUGAAGGGCGUAUAUGCGUACCGUUGGAUAAGAAC